AUGACAAGUCUAGAUGAUACGAUUAUUUCGUAUCAAAAUAUGAUGCUAUUAGACAAUGUUACAAACUAUUCAAAGGAAUCAAUAGAUUAUUUCAAUUUCAAUUUCAAAUUAUUGGAUUACCAAAGAGACAUCCCAUUAGCAUGGGGGCUUCUAUUGAAAAUGCGUAAACAUAGAUUACUUCGGUUACCAAGUUGUCCAUUAGAAGACAACAUGGAAUACUCAAUAUAUUUAUCAAGAUUACAUCAUUGUCUUUGGAGGCGUUGGUCUAUGGAAACAUUCCAUUUAAAGAACUCAAAGAUUAAUCCAUUGGAAUUAAAUUGGAAUAAAGAAUUAGACAUGACUGUUCUUUACGGUCCAGAUUUAGCUAAUUUUAAUUCAGAGGCAUUCAAAAUCGAGCAAGAAUCAUUAGUGGAUGGUAUAUAUGAUAUUCCUUGUAAUACUACCACCGCCAAAAACGACAUAAUAACAGAGGAAUUAAUAGAAGUAGACUCAGAUGUUUCUGAAAUGGAUAGUUCGUUCGAAGAUUCGUUAUCUGUCGAGUCCAUUUUUGAUUCUAAAACUAAAAGUAAUCUAAUGAGGAAAGACCACAGUACGAAAAGGAAACAUCUAAAAUUUAAUAAUAUAGUAUCUAGAAGAGAUAUUGACCGUCAUGGUCAUUUCUUCGAAUCACAUUUAUUGAUCAAUGAUUCCUGUCCACAAUGA
Messenger RNA from Naumovozyma dairenensis CBS 421, 702 nucleotides. RefSeq lists its product as uncharacterized. Lineage: Eukaryota; Fungi; Ascomycota; Saccharomycetes; Saccharomycetales; Saccharomycetaceae. Bases 1 to 702 code for a protein of 233 amino acids. The transcript has a single exon. The record is from RefSeq and is a predicted model, not a curated record.